This is a messenger RNA of Coniophora puteana RWD-64-598 SS2, 789 nucleotides long. RefSeq lists its product as uncharacterized. The coding region runs from base 1 to 789 and encodes 262 amino acids. Lineage: Eukaryota; Fungi; Basidiomycota; Agaricomycetes; Boletales; Coniophoraceae. The transcript has 2 exons. The record is from RefSeq and is a predicted model, not a curated record.
AUGCCGGACACCACCACCGACACCGGGGCAGGCGGGUACUCCCACUACUACACCUCCGUCGAGGUCGAGCAGGUCUUCGUCGACGCACCGGACACGCUCUCCUUCAUGAACAUCCUCCGCCCCAUGUGUCCCGACGUUAAGCCGGGCAGAGGCCCGCACGGGCCAGCCACGCGCAAGAUCGUCCCUCUCCCCGCACGCGCCAGGUCCUCGCAGUCCCAAAGCCCCGCUCCAACCCUCACCGCUGGAAGAACGCGAGAGCGAGAGCGUGUAGAGCAGGACGCGAGAGAGGGAGAGCCGGAUGACAGCAUGCGCAUCGACGACCCGCGCACGGAGGAGUACGACUGCUCGUGCGAGUCGCCCGUCACGCCCGGGCUCGUCAACGACGAAGACGACGAUUCAGACUGCGACUCCGUCUGCUUUGUGUACUCCGACUCUGACGAGGACGUCUCGGCCUUCAGCGGCAGCAGCAGCGCCAACAACCUUCGCCGUAGACAGCGGGCCAACAGCCGUGCCAGCGGGCCUGUCAAUCCGGAUCCUCGCCCAGCUGCUGCGGAGAGCGACAGCACCGUCCACCUCUUCCAGAGCAUCACCGCGACCCCCGGGCCCGGCUCGUGGAGCUUCGAGGAACUCCGCCACGAGUGCUACGCCCAGAGCCGUGUCGCGACCGGCGCAGGCCCGGCGGCGAUCACACCCGGUGCGCCCGCGUGGAUGGUCAUCCCGCCCGCGUUCGCCCCUCGCGCCGUCGGUGUCCGCGACGCGUCGUGCCUCAACCGAGACGCGGGUGCCUAA